This is a messenger RNA of Cinclus cinclus, 822 nucleotides long. Its product is annotated as serine/threonine-protein kinase pim-1-like. The annotation marks the transcript as partial. The transcript has 5 exons. Lineage: Eukaryota; Metazoa; Chordata; Aves; Passeriformes; Cinclidae. Gene Ontology annotation, molecular function: ATP binding; protein serine/threonine kinase activity. The record is from RefSeq and is a predicted model, not a curated record. Gene Ontology annotation, biological process: negative regulation of apoptotic process; protein autophosphorylation. Gene Ontology annotation, cellular component: cytoplasm.
GCGGAGAAGCCUCCCCUGGAGCAGCUGUACCGGGAGGGCCCGCUGCUGGGGAGCGGCGGCUUCGGCAGCGUUUACGCCGGGACCCGGCUCGCCGACGGCGUCCCGGUGGCCAUCAAGCGAGUGUCCCGGGACCGCGUCUUGGAGUGGGCGCGGCUGCACGACGGCGCCCUUGUGCCCCUGGAGCUGGUGCUGCUCUGGAUGGCGUCGUGGCCCGGCUUCCGCGGCAUCGUGCGGCUCCUGGACUGGUUCGAGCUGCCCGACGGCUUCGCGCUGGUCAUGGAGCGUCCGGAGCGCUGUCAGGACCUCUGGCACCUGCUGCACGCGGGGGGGUUCCUGCCAGAGCCCGUGGCGCGGGCGCUGUUCCGGCAGGUGCUGGGGGCCGUGCGGCACUGCACCAGCCGCGGCGUCCUGCACCGCGACAUCAAGGCCGAGAACGUGCUCGUUGACCUGGCCACCGGCGAGGCGAAGCUCAUCGACUUUGGCUGCGGCACGAUCCUGCAGGACACCUUCUACACCCAGAUGGCUGGAACGCGGGAGUACUACCCACCGGAGUGGAUCCUCUUUGGCCGCUACCAUGGCCAGCCAGCCACCAUCUGGUCCCUGGGCAUCCUGCUCUAUCAGCUGGUGUGCAGGCACCUUCCAUUCAAAAGCAGAGAGGACAUCGUCCGGGGACAGCUCUUCUUCCCGCCCCGGGUGUCUCAAGAGUGCCAGCACCUGAUCAGGUGGUGCUUAUCCAUGGACCCUGCAGACAGGCCAUCCUUGGAUGACCUUUUAGAACAUUCUUGGGUGCAGAAGCCCCACCUGGCCCAGGAGACAGCAGAG